AUUGUCAACAUUGUUUCAGUAUCACAUAUGCAAGAUGACCAUGUCCACGGAACCUCUGGACUUCUCCAACGAACCAGAGAUGGAUGAAGUAGAGGCUGCCCUAUCCAACCUAGAGGUCACACUUGAGGGAGGAAAUACAGACAGAAUCCUGGAAGACAUCACAGACGUUCCAAAGCUGGCAGACUCCCUCAAGCUGUUCAGGCCUAAAAGACUGACGUUGCGUCCGUUUAAGGAGUACUGGUUCGUGUUUAAAGACACCACCAUCUCCUACUACAAGAACAAAGAGACAGCCAGCGGAGAGCCGAUAGAACAGCUGCAUCUCCGAGGAUGUGAGGUGGUCCCUGACGUCAACGUGACGGACAAGAAGUUUGGCAUCAAACUGCUGCUCCCAGUGGCUGAUGGGAUGAACGAGGUCUACAUCCGCUGUGACAACGAGACACAGUAUUCCAAGUGGAAGGCAGCCUGUACCCUGGCCUCCAAGGGCAAGACCAUGGCUUACAGCUCCUACAGGUCGGAGGUGAAGAACAUCCAGUCUUUCCUGCAGAUGAAAAGUCUAGCGCCCCCUCCUGGUCAGGCUGCUCCAGACUUGGAUGCCAUGGAGAUGAACGCUGAGUGCUUUGUCUCCCCCAGAUACACCAAGAAGUACAAGACCAAACAGACAGAGAGAGGAUGUCACCAGAGCUCUCCAGAGAAAGAGUUGAUUAUCUCUGACAUGACUCAAGUGACACCAUAA
Oncorhynchus nerka (sockeye salmon) is the source of this 733-nucleotide messenger RNA. Its product is annotated as fermitin family homolog 1-like. Gene Ontology annotation, molecular function: integrin binding. Gene Ontology annotation, biological process: integrin-mediated signaling pathway; cell-matrix adhesion. The transcript is spliced from 6 exons. The record is from RefSeq and is a predicted model, not a curated record. Bases 35 to 733 code for a protein of 232 amino acids. Lineage: Eukaryota; Metazoa; Chordata; Actinopteri; Salmoniformes; Salmonidae. Gene Ontology annotation, cellular component: focal adhesion.